Branchiostoma floridae (Florida lancelet) is the source of this 1560-nucleotide messenger RNA. RefSeq names its product E3 ubiquitin-protein ligase TRIM71-like. The record is from RefSeq and is a predicted model, not a curated record. The transcript is spliced from 5 exons. Gene Ontology annotation, biological process: negative regulation of translation; proteasome-mediated ubiquitin-dependent protein catabolic process; protein polyubiquitination. The coding region runs from base 1 to 1311 and encodes 436 amino acids. Gene Ontology annotation, molecular function: translation repressor activity; ubiquitin protein ligase activity; protein binding. NCBI's taxonomy places the organism in Eukaryota, Metazoa, Chordata, Leptocardii, Amphioxiformes, Branchiostomatidae.
AUGUCUAGCCAGGAACCCCAGUCUAUAGAGCUACAGGUCACACGGACGUCAAGCACUGACGGAGGGCUGACAGCAGCUGAGGACAGGACAGGCGACAACAGAGAGCAUCAACAAGACGAGAAUGCAGAAGAAAACACGAGUUGUGGACAGCGCUAUUUUGCAAAUCCGCUCCACCGGGCAAUGUGUAUCGGUGUAGUUGUCAUCCUUGCUAUCCUGGUAGCUGUGACCGUAACAGGAUCCGUGAUCAUCUUCACCAGUAGUCCUGUCUCCAGCGGUGGGCAACAACAACAACAGGAGACCACAACCUUCCCGCAUGUGCCAAGUCUGACGACCAUCUCUGUGACGUAUAAAUCAGAUGCAAGGGAAACGCCCCGCACUUUGGGAGCGACGACAGGACUUUCUGUCACUAGUGCCUCAACAACUGUUCAACUUUUGAAUAACGAGACUCACAUGACUGCACCAACAGCACGUACAACAGUUGAAGGGAUAAAUCAGGAACCAGGAGAGAUAGAGAAAAUCACCUUCGGAGGAAUAGGCGACGAACCAGGGAAGUUUCUUCGACCUCAUGGUGUUUUCGUCUCAGAACAUAACGACAUAUACGUAGCAGACUCGGGCAACAGACGGGUGCAAGUCCACGACAUGUCCGGGACUCACCUCCACCUGUUCCCGACUGUUGUGCCGCGAACCCACGGUAAGAAGAUGAUGCCCUAUGAUGUAGCUAUUGACGGAGACAAUAUGAUAUGGGUCCUCGGAAAAACUCGCUCAUUUGGUGAAUAUCUCAUUCAGUACACAACGGGGGGUCACCCGAUGCUGAAGUUGUUAGUGGGGUUUCAUACCAACCUCGGGAUAGCCAUCAACUACCAGAGGAAACUCAUCAUUGUGACUGAAAUCCUUGAAGGCAGCGGUCAAGUAAAAAUUCUCCGGCCAGACGGUUCGCUUGUGACCAGGUUUGGGGAACAACAGAAGAUGGUGAACCCGGGGUCGGUCACCGUCAACAGGGAAGGGAACAUCUUUGUGUCAGACUACGGUACGGACCACGUCUACAGCUUCAACGGGCAAGGAAACUUCCUUUUCAAGUUCAAUGCCAACAUGCCAGCCGAAUUACAUGGCAUCUGUACGGACAUUUCGGACCACAUCGUCGUAACGGGCACUGGAAAUAUCGCGGCAAUAAUUUUCACGAGCAGCGGUCGGUAUCUCCGUCAUGUUGCGUCUACUAAUAGACGGUAUGAAGGUGUAGCCGUGGGACCACAUGGACAGUUGGUCAUCACUUCCCCCUCCAUUCACAGUGUUAUCAUCUUUCCACGGUACUAACUCUAGCACCAUGUCCAUCACUGACGAACUGUAUGAUGUAUGCUCACCAAUACAGCCAUGCAGAUGUUGUUGAACAAUGAAAUACGUGUACGUGGUCCUUAACUUGAAGUGACUACACUGUAUUUGAGAAGGGAGGCGAACGUAUGUCACAUUUCCGAUCAAAUGCCAUCCUCAUUAUAUUACAUAGCUAACAUUUCCUUAAAUUGAGAGUCAUUCAUUCAUUUCAACCCUUAUAGACAAUCGGGAUGC